CGAUUUUGUCCCGUGAGUGUUAAACAUUAAACUAUCUAACUUUUGUUCCACUAAAAAAACAUUCAUAACAAUGCCUAUUUAAUUUGAUCUUUUCUACUAUCCAGUGUUACAAAAACAUAAACAAGAUUAGUAUUUAGACUAUAAGAGACCUUUAGAAAUGAUUCCUACAAAAGCCAUGUCUAACUAAUAUUGAAUCAUGUUGGAUGUUCAUUAACAAAUGUAUGUAUAUUUAAUAGCUUAAUAUUCUGUUUAUGUCAGGUACACUGUUGAUCAACAAGGUCACUAUCAAAAAGCUCGAAAAAGUUAUCACUUCAAUAAUAAUGAGGAAGUAACAUAUGGGAUCGACUUUUCUGAUUUUAAUGAAGCCAUCACACAAACAGAUUUUAUUCUUAACGAUAAUGGAAACAAGAUCACAAUGAAAUUGAUUGCCGGUUUUCUUGGCAUCGGGCAGAAUCCAAAAACGAAUGCUCUUCGACCAAUUCUUGGCUGGUUGACAGCUCUACCUUUAGCCAAGCCUCCGAUAAGAAAAACUUGGGAUGAAAUGUGA
This is a messenger RNA of Rotaria sp. Silwood1, 547 nucleotides long. The record is from the annotation of a GenBank genome assembly. Lineage: Eukaryota; Metazoa; Rotifera; Eurotatoria; Philodinida; Philodinidae.